Molecule: messenger RNA, 657 nt
Organism: Caretta caretta (loggerhead turtle)
Lineage: Eukaryota; Metazoa; Chordata; Testudines; Cheloniidae
Source: RefSeq, a predicted model, not a curated record
AUGGUGUCCUUCACGGAGAGCCAGGACCAGAUGGUGCCAGGUCCCUGCAGUGCCAUGGAAAUGCUGGUCAUUGUGCUUCUGCUGGGGGCCACAGCCGCCGCCCCAGGCGCGGAGAUGCUGGUCUGGAGUCACCCCUGCGUGGCCCACUCCCAGCCCUGGCAGGCUGCCCUCUAUGCCCCCCAGGGCUACAACUGCGGGGGGGGGACCCUGAUCAGCCCAGAGUGGGUGCUCACUGCGGCACACUGCCACACCGACCUGACCCAGGUGCGCCUGGGGGCUCACGACCUGCGGCGACCCACCCAGGGCCAGCAGCUCAGGGGGGCCGUGCGCGCCAUCCGCCACCCCCGCUACGACCUGCGCACCAAAACCAUGACAUUUUCCGACUUCCUACAUUGCACGGACAUCAACACGGGCUCAGCAGUGUGUCAGACGGCAUACCCUGCGGGCGUGACCGAUAACAUGUUAUGUGCAGGGGUGAAGGAAGGAGGUGAGGACUCCUGCCAGGGUGACUCCAGGGGCCCUCUGGUCUGCGACAGAGAGCUCCAGGGCGUCAUUUCCUGGGGAGAGGUGGAGUGCGGCCUGUCCAACAAGCCUGGGGUCUACACCAGGGUCUGCAAAUUCCUGGGCUGGAUCUGCAGGACCAUGCGGGAGAACUGA